GCCAGAGGAGGCGCAAGAAGUGCAGGAUGCCUUGGAGGCCCUGCGUUUGGUGGCCCACAAGAGCGGCAUCGAGGGAAUCCAACGCUUGGUCCAGGUCUCUCAGAAGGUGGAAUGCUUGGAACGCUUGGAAAAGGGGCUGGAGCUACUGGAAUCCGCAAGGCUCAUCAGGCCAUGGCAAAGCAAAGGAGAGAUUCCGGACCAUUGGCAGUUGGUGGCGGAAUUUGA
Messenger RNA from Cladocopium goreaui, 225 nucleotides. Lineage: Eukaryota; Dinophyceae; Suessiales; Symbiodiniaceae. The record is from the annotation of a GenBank genome assembly.